Cuscuta europaea is the source of this 527-nucleotide messenger RNA. NCBI's taxonomy places the organism in Eukaryota, Viridiplantae, Streptophyta, Magnoliopsida, Solanales, Convolvulaceae. The record is from the annotation of a GenBank genome assembly.
UACAGAGAGCUUCUGUCUCUAGGCGGCUGUCUCCCAUAGGUUUAAGGGUUGUUUUUCUCCGCUUUCGUCUUCGACGAAGUGCGGCUUUCUUGUGCAGCUUUCGUUCACCUUUCGUGAGGCUCUCUUCUUCGGUAGACCGCAGUGCCUAUAUGGCGGUCAAAGGUUGUGUACCCUUAGCAGCAGGUGGAGAGUUUCAAAGAUGUCAUUCAUGGUUGAGAUCAGAAGGUAAUGGACGAAGCAUGGGGUUAGAGUGUCCCCCUCCUGAACGGACGUCAUGGAGUGCAGGAGAGUUUAGGGUUUGGAAGCAGUGUUUUAAUUUUACUAUUUGGAUUGCUUGCUAUUUAUUUUUCAUGAUCAUUCUAUUCAUUUUUCUGUUGGUUACUUUUAUUGUUGUAAGACGCUUGCAUUAAAAUUGGAUGAUGGGAGGUCUGCUUUAACCGUCGUUAGCUCAUUUAUGCUCACUACAGAAUCAGCGAGUUGUAUUGCUUUUUUGAAGGUGAUUGACUGUAAGUCUGGUUCAAGGCGUG